AUGGCUACCUCUGUCGUCCUCCUCGUUGUGGGAGCUCUCUCCCUGCUGUAUCUCAGCACCAGGAAGGGCAAAUCCACCGAAAAGCCCCUGCUUAAACUGCCACUCAUCGGCGACCUGCACAGUUCUCCCAUCGAGAAGCCCCUCGUCAACUGGGACGACUGGGCGAAGCAGAAUGGCCCAAUUGCCGUCCCCAAACUGUUCGGGCUCAUCCCCAUCGUCGUGCUCAACUCCUACGAGGCCGUCACCGAGCUGUUCAGCCGCCGCAGCCAGUGGUACAGCAACCGCCCGGCCUCCGUGAGCAUGGAGAUGAUCACCGGCGCAGAACCAGGUCGCUCGCGCUUUACCCUGAUGCACGACUACGACGACCACCUCAAACUGCACCACCGCAUCCUCUCCCCCAGUCUCGGCGCCCCCGCCGCUCCAAAAUACCAGCCAUUGAUGGAACUCGAGGCGAAACAGCUUCUGUUCGACAUCCUCACCACCCUGACCCAGUCCUCAGACAACACCCUCAGCACCGCAGACGUCUACCCCCUCCUCGAACGCACCCAGUCCAGCGUCAUCCUCGCCUUACACUACGGCCUGCGCAUCCCUCGCUUCGAAGAACCAAUCCUCCACGAGGUCAUCGACAUCCAAACAAAAGUCACCCACCUCGCCGCCAACCCGCAGCUCCCAGAUAUCAUCCCGGCCCUGCGCCACCUCCCCACAGCCCUCUCCCCCUGGCAGCGCUCCGCAGACGCCCUGUUCGCCGAACAAGUAGACCUCUACACGCGCCUCUUCACGCACGGCCGCGACGGCCCAGGCUGGAACGCCACGAAACAGGCCAUCGCAACAGCGAAAAAGCACGCCCCCGAAGCCUCGCCCGUCUCGGAUCUCGAUCUCGCUUUUACCCUCGCGACUUCAAUCCAGGGCGGGAUGGAGACGUCCCCGCGGCAGCUAUUGUGGCUGUUCAUCGCGGCAAUGAGUAACCCGUCGUUCAUGAAAAAGGCACACGAGAUCCUAGACAAGGUGGUCGGCCGGGAUCGCCUACCGACAUUCGCGGACCGCUCGAAUCUGGCGUUCCUCGAUGCCAUCACGCAUGAGCUUUUCCGGUGGAGGCCGAUUUCGCCGGGUUCGAUUCCGCGCCGCGCGGACCAUGCGGAUUCGUUUGGUGGGACGGAGAUUAAGAAGGGGUGGACGGUUAUUGCGAAUGCGUGGGCGAUUGGACGGGACGAGGCUGUUUUUGACCCGGAAAUUGGAAAUACCCAGGAGUUUGUACCGGAACGGUGGCUGCGUGAGGAUCCCUCGACUAAAGAAGUGAAACUCCGUUCGGAUCUCCCCUUGCCGGUGUUUGGGCAGGGACGCAGGAUAUGUCAGGGGAAGAGGGUUGCUACAGAUGGCACGUUUAUGCAGGUUGCGUCGUUGAUCUGGGCGUUUGAGGUUGAGGUGUUGGAUGGCGAUUUGGUGGAUCCUUGGGAGAUGGUUGUUGUGGGGUUUAUGACUAUGCCCAAGGAGAGGAGGUUCAGGUUGAAGCCCAGAGGAGACUGGGUGGUUGAUGUUAUAAAAAGGGAGUGGGAGGGGGCAGAGAAGGGCAUUGGGGAGGUUAUGGUGGCGGGGGAUGUUGAAUAA
Messenger RNA from Aspergillus puulaauensis, 1605 nucleotides. RefSeq lists its product as uncharacterized. The transcript has a single exon. The coding region runs from base 1 to 1605 and encodes 534 amino acids. NCBI's taxonomy places the organism in Eukaryota, Fungi, Ascomycota, Eurotiomycetes, Eurotiales, Aspergillaceae. Gene Ontology annotation, molecular function: oxidoreductase activity, acting on paired donors, with incorporation or reduction of molecular oxygen; heme binding; monooxygenase activity. The record is from RefSeq and is a predicted model, not a curated record.